Molecule: messenger RNA, 1284 nt
Organism: Penicillium waksmanii
Lineage: Eukaryota; Fungi; Ascomycota; Eurotiomycetes; Eurotiales; Aspergillaceae
Product: sphingolipid delta(4)-desaturase family protein
Exons: 3
Coding region: 1-1284 (427 amino acids)
Biological process (GO): ceramide biosynthetic process
Cellular component (GO): membrane
Molecular function (GO): sphingolipid delta-4 desaturase activity
Source: RefSeq, a predicted model, not a curated record
AUGACUAUCGUUCAAACAGCCUCCCCUCACUUGAGGGUGUCGGCUGCCAAGUCAUCUUCCUCGGAAUCCAAAGAAUCCCCUUCCACUCGGAUCUCGCCCCCCGAAACCUCCGCCGUUGAUGACCACUUCUUCUGGACCUACACCGAAGAGCCGCACCGGUCUCGACGACAAGCAAUUAUCAAGGCUCACCCCGAGGUCACCAAGCUUUGCGGUCCUGAACCUCUCACCAAAUAUGUUGUUUUUGGCGUCGUAGCCACUCAAAUCACCUGUGCAUACCUCCUGCGCAACACCUCCAUCCUCGACUGGCGGUUCCUGGCCACAGCAUACUUCAUCGGAGCCACCGCCAACCAAAACCUCUUCCUGGCAAUCCACGAGAUCUCCCACAAUCUAGCCUUCCGCUCGCCGCUAGCAAAUCGGUUGCUAGCAAUCUUCGCAAACCUCCCCAUCGGUUUGCCCUACAGUGCUGCGUUCAGGCCCUACCACCUCACCCACCACAAAUCCCUCGGCGUGACAGGUCUAGACACCGACCUCCCCACCGCAGUGGAGGCCUUCUUCCUAGACUCCCUACUGGGCAAGACAUUCUUCUGCACUUUCCAAAUCCUCUUCUACGCCGUCCGACCCAUGUUCAUCUACAGCCCGCCAUUCACCUCAAUCCACCUCCUUAACCUCGCCGUCCAGCUUAGCUUCGACUACUUCCUAACCCAAUUCGCCGGCUCCCUCCAACCAUUCUACUACUUCAUCGCAAGCUCCUUCCUCGCCGGGUCCCUCCACCCUUGCGCGGGCCACUUCAUCGCCGAACACUACUUCUUCUCGAACGUCAAGACCGGCGGCACAGAGUCCCUGCUCGAACUCAAGUUCAAGCCGGCGGCCAAAACAGAAGGCCCCUCCGUUCUAGACGGUCUCGCUCCACCAGAGACGUACUCUUACUACGGCCCGCUGAAUUUCUUCACCUACAACGUCGGUCUGCAUAAUGAGCAUCAUGAUUUCCCUGCUAUUCCCUGGACCCGAUUGCACAAGUUGCAUGAUAUUGCAAAGGAGUUCUACGAGCCGCUUCCUUGCCACCGGAGCUGGGUUUGGGUGAUUUGGACGUUCAUUCUGGAUAGUGAUGUUGGACCUUGGUGUCGGGUUAAGCGUGCGCAGGGCGGACGUGUUGUCGGCGGUGGUGGUGGGAAUACUGGUAAGAAUGCGCCUACUGGGCGUGGAGGGGAGGGUAUCUCUGCUGCGUCGGCGGGUCCGGCCGGCGAGGAAGGUGAUGGGUGGAAAGAGAGUGAGAUUCAGUGUUAG